This is a messenger RNA of Drosophila serrata, 1517 nucleotides long. RefSeq names its product thioredoxin domain-containing protein pretaporter (gene prtp). Gene Ontology annotation, biological process: protein folding. The record is from RefSeq and is a predicted model, not a curated record. Lineage: Eukaryota; Metazoa; Arthropoda; Insecta; Diptera; Drosophilidae. Gene Ontology annotation, cellular component: endoplasmic reticulum. Gene Ontology annotation, molecular function: protein disulfide isomerase activity.
AUUAUCCAACAAUUACACGGUCACACUGAGGCUAAAUAAAAAUUAUUUGGUGUCUAAAUUUUGUCUUUUAACGUCUACGUUAAGUAGCUACUUCGUUAUUUGGAUCAUGUUGGCCAAGUUCAUUCUGUCGAUCGCGGCAUGUGCCUUGCUGCUGUUCGCCCUUCUGCCCGCUGUCCAUGCGGUCCAGGACGAGGACUCCGCCGGCAAGCAGGCUGAAAAGCAGUUCGCGGUGGAGCUGGACCCUGAGACUUUUGAUGCGGCUAUUGCCGGCGGCAACGUCUUCGUCAAGUUCUUUGCGCCCUGGUGCGGUCACUGCAAGCGACUGCAGCCACUGUGGGAGCAACUAGCAGAGAUAAUGAAUGUGGAUGAGCCAAAGGUGAUCAUUGCCAAGGUGGACUGCACCAAACACCAGACUCUGUGCGGCACUCACCAGGUUACCGGCUAUCCCACACUGCGCCUCUUCAAGCGGGGCGAGGAGGAGUCUGUGAAAUUCAAGGGUACCCGCGACUUGCCUGCCAUCACUGACUUUAUUAACCGGGAACUGAACACACCGGCCGAGACCGAUCUGAGCGAGGCGACCAAACGUGAGGAGGUGGGCGAGAACCCUAACCUUGGCAAGGUAGUGGAUCUCACCGAGGACACCUUCGCCAAGCAUGUGUCCAGCGGCAACCAUUUCGUCAAGUUCUUCGCUCCCUGGUGCAGUCAUUGUCAGCGCUUGGCACCAACCUGGGAGACGCUGGCAAAGGAGCUGGUUCAAGAGCCCGCCGUUACCGUAUCGAAGAUCGACUGCACUCAGUACCGUGUCAUUUGCCAGGACUUUGAGGUUAAGGGCUAUCCCACACUGCUCUGGAUCGAGGACGGCAAAAAGAUUGAAAAGUACUCUGGCUCCCGCGACCUGGCCACGUUGAAGACCUAUGUGGAAAAGAUGGUGGGCCUGCCGCUGGCGAAGAACGCAGAGGACAAGACCGCCGACGCUGAAGCUGCCAAGAAGGAGGAUGGCGCCGCCGCCGAGGAGGAGGCAGCGGCCAAGAAGCUUACACCGCAGCAGCUGACCGGCGAGGCAGAAUUUGACGAGGCCAUCGCCGAUGGCGUGGCCUUCAUUAAGUUCUAUGCCCCGUGGUGCGGACACUGUCAGAAACUGCAACCUACCUGGGAGCAGCUGGCCACCGAGGCGCAUCAGGCACACCAGAGCGGCGUGAAGAUUGCCAAGGUUGACUGCACGGCACCGGAAAACAAGCAACUCUGCAUCGACCAGCAAGUUGAGGGCUAUCCCACGCUAUUCCUUUACAAGAAUGGCCAGCGGCAAAGCGAGUAUGAGGGCAGUCGCUCCCUCCCGGAGCUGCAGUCAUACCUUAAGAAGUUCCUCGCUCACGACGAGCUCUAAGAAGGACCGGAAGCUAAAACAGGAUCAGAAGAAGGAGCAGUCGAAUGAACAAAAUCGCCCGCCAAACUAAACUAAUCUUAAACUUAAUGUUUUUUCUUCGCGUUCAGUUAAACCAGCAGCAAGAAACCUCUGU